This is a messenger RNA of Schistocerca cancellata (South American locust), 3645 nucleotides long. RefSeq lists its product as uncharacterized. The record is from RefSeq and is a predicted model, not a curated record. The coding region runs from base 1 to 3645 and encodes 1214 amino acids. NCBI's taxonomy places the organism in Eukaryota, Metazoa, Arthropoda, Insecta, Orthoptera, Acrididae. The transcript has 5 exons.
AUGAAGAAAGAAGAGAAUAGUAACGACGAUACUCGGAAGGACGGCCGUGCAGAGGGCCAUGCUGCUGGGCGCGUCAAGAAGAGGAAGGCAGCCGAAAAAAUACCGCCGUCUGAUGACCGCGAGCGCAAACACUCCGAGCAGCGUCGCCGUCGCCGCAAGAGACGUGAGAAUAAACUGGUCGCCGCGCCGCAGGAGGGCCCUGCUGGGGUCCACGUUAUUGGGCGCUUCAAAGUAAAUAAGGUCGAAGAAGAUAAUCCGCAGUUUAAGGAUCAAGACAUCGACCAGACUACACAGAGAGAGAUUUUCCUCAAGGAACGAGAUAUAAUACUGGUCGAUGCGCCGCAGGAGGGCCCCAGUGAGGUGGAUGUUCUCAAGAUGGAUCAAGAGGAGGAGAGAGUAGCUGAUUGUCUCGUGGAGGCUGUCAAGAUCGACCAAGCCUGUCAAGAUUUAGAGGAGGAGUCAGCUGAGAGUCUCACGGGUGCUGCCAAGAUUGGCGAAGCAUGUGGAGAGAUUAAGGAAGGGGCAGAUCAUGGUCUCAUGGAUUUUGCUGAGACUGACCCAGUAUGUGGAGAUGAGGUGGAAGGGGCAGCUGAGAGUCUAAUGUGUCCUACCAGGAUGGAACAAGCCCAUCAAUAUUUAGAGAAGGAGGUAGCUGAGAGUCUCACGGGUGCUACCAAGAUGGGCGAAGCAUGUGGAGAGAUUAAGGAAGGGGCAGAUCGUGGUCUCAUGGAUGUUGCUGAGACUGACCAAGUAUGUGGAGAUGAGGUGGAAGGGGCAGCUGAUAGUCUAGUGAGUGCUGCCAAGGUGGAACAAGCCCAUCAAGAUAUAGAGGAGGAGGCAGCUGAGAGUGUCAUGGGUGCUGCCAAGAUGGGCGAAGCACGUGAAGAGAUUAAGGAAGGGGCAGAUCAUGGUCUCAUUGAUGUUGCUGAGACUGACCCAGUAUGUGGAGAUGAGUUGGAAGGGGCAGCUGAGAGUCUAGUGAGUGCUGCAAAGAUGGAACAAGGCCAUCAAGAUAUAGAGGAGGAGGCAGCUGAGAGUGUCAUGGGUGCUGCCAAGAUGGGCGAAGCAUGUGGAGAGAUUAAGGAAGAGGCAGAUCAUGGUCUCAUGGAUGUUGCUGAGAGUGACCAAGUAUGUGGAGAUGAGGUGGAAGGGGCAGCUGAGAGUCUAGUGAGUGCUGCCAAGGUGGAACAAGCCCAUCAAGAUAUAGAGGAGGAGGCAGCUGAGAGUGUCAUGGGUGCUGCCAAGAUGGGCGAAGCACGUGAAGAGAUUAAGGAAGGGGCAGAUCAUGGUCUCAUGGAUGUUGCUGAGAGUGACCAAGUAUGUGGAGAUGAGGUGGAAGGGGCAGCUGAGAGUCUAGUGAGUGCUGCCAAGGUGGAACAAGCCCAUCAAGAUAUAGAGGAGGAGGCAGCUGAGAGUGUCAUGGGUGCUGCCAAGAUGGGCGAAGCACGUGAAGAGAUUAAGAAAGGGGCAGAUCAUGGUCUCAUGGAUGUUGCUGAGACUGACCAAGUAUGUGGAGAUGAGGUGGAAGGGGCAGCUGAUAGUCUAGUGAGUGCUGCCAAGGUGGAACAAGCCCAUCAAGAUAUAGAGGAGGAGGCAGCUGAGAGUGUCAUGGGUGCUGCCAAGAUGGGCGAAGCACGUGAAGAGAUUAAGGAAGGGGCAGAUCAUGGUCUCAUUGAUGUUCCUGAGACUGACCCAGUAUGUGGAGAUGAGUUGGAAGGGGCAGCUGAGAGUCUAGUGAGUGCUGCAAAGAUGGAACAAGGCCAUCAAGAUAUAGAGGAGGAGGCAGCUGAGAGUGUCAUGGGUGCUGCCAAGAUGGGCGAAGCAUGUGGAGAGAUUAAGGAAGGGGCAGAUCAUGGUCUCAUGGAUGUUGCUGAGAGUGACCAAGUAUGUGGAGAUGAGGUGGAAGGGGCAGCUGAGAGUCUAGUGAGUGCUGCCAAGGUGGAACAAGCCCAUCAAGAUAUAGAGGAGGAGGCAGCUGAGAGUGUCAUGGGUGCUGCCAAGAUGGGCGAAGCACGUGAAGAGAUUAAGGAAGGGGCAGAUCAUGGUCUCAUGGAUGUUGCUGAGAGUGACCAAGUAUGUGGAGAUGAGGUGGAAGGGGCAGCUGAGAGUCUAGUGAGUGCUGCCAAGGUGGAACAAGCCCAUCAAGAUAUAGAGGAGGAGGCAGCUGAGAGUGUCAUGGGUGCUGCCAAGAUGGGCGAAACACGUGAAGAGAUUAAGGAAGGGGCAGAUCAUGGUCUCAUGGAUGUUGCUGAGAGUGACCAAGUAUGUGGAGAUGAGGUGGAAGGGGCAGCUGAGAGUCUAGUGAGUGCUGCCAAGGUGGAACAAGCCCAUCAAGAUAUAGAGGAGGAGGCAGCUGAGAGUGUCAUGGGUGCUGCCAAGAUGGGCGAAGCACGUGAAGAGAUUAAGAAAGGGGCAGAUCAUGGUCUCAUGGAUGUUGCUGAGACUGACCAAGUAUGUGGAGAUGAGGUGGAAGGGGCAGCUGAUAGUCUAGUGAGUGCUGCCAAGGUGGAACAAGCCCAUCAAGAUAUAGAGGAGGAGGCAGCUGAGAGUGUCAUGGGUGCUGCCAAGAUGGGCGAAGCACGUGAAGAGAUUAAGGAAGGGGCAGAUCAUGGUCUCAUUGAUGUUCCUGAGACUGACCCAGUAUGUGGAGAUGAGUUGGAAGGGGCAGCUGAGAGUCUAGUGAGUGCUGCAAAGAUGGAACAAGGCCAUCAAGAUAUAGAGGAGGAGGCAGCUGAGAGUGUCAUGGGUGCUGCCAAGAUGGGCGAAGCAUGUGGAGAGAUUAAGGAAGGGGCAGAUCAUGGUCUCAUGGAUGUUGCUGAGAGUGACCAAGUAUGUGGAGAUGAGGUGGAAGGGGCAGCUGAGAGUCUAGUGAGUGCUGCCAAGGUGGAACAAGCCCAUCAAGAUAUAGAGGAGGAGGCAGCUGAGAGUGUCAUGGGUGCUGCCAAGAUGGGCGAAGCACGUGAAGAGAUUAAGGAAGGGGCAGAUCAUGGUCUCAUGGAUGUUGCUGAGAGUGACCAAGUAUGUGGAGAUGAGGUGGAAGGGGCAGCUGAGAGUCUAAUGGGCGAAACACGUGAAGAGAUUAAGGAAGGGGCAGAUCAUGGUCUCAUGGAUGUUGCUGAGAGUGACCAAGUAUGUGGAGAUGAGGUGGAAGGGGCAGCUGAGAGUCUAGUGAGUGCUGCCAAGGUGGAACAAGCCCAUCAAGAUAUAGAGGAGGAGGCAGCUGAGAGAGUCAUGGGUGCUGCCAAGAUGGGCAAAGCACGUGAAGAGAUUAAGGAAGGCGCAGAUGAGAGUCUUGUGGAUUCUUCUGAGAUUGACAAAGCAGGUGUUGAUGAGGAGGAAGGGACAGCUGAGAUUCUAGUGAAUCCUGCGAAGAUGGAAAAAGCUCCACAAGACUUAGAGGAGGAGGCAGCUGAGAGUCUCAUGGGUGCUGCUGAGAUUGAUGAAGACUGUGCAGAUGAGGAUGAGGGGUCAGCCGAGACUCUCGUGAAUGUUGCAAAGACGGAACAAGCCCCUAGAGAUCUAGUGGAGGGCGCAGCCGAGAGUGUCAGUGGUGAUGCCAAGAUGAAGGAAGUCAGUGUAGUGGUGGUGGAGGGGGUUGCUGUGAGUCCCUGUAACCAACCCUCGGGUGCCGCUUGCACCCACUGA